AUGGGUAUCAAUAAGUUAUGGAAGAUGCUUGAGCCCAUUGCACAGAAAAAAUCACUGUUAGAAAUGUCCGUACAAGAAGGUGUUGUAAGCAGACGGCAUGGUACUGGAGUCUUAGUCAUUGGCAUUGAUGCAAGUCCAUGGUUUUACGCUACACAGGCGAUUUUUGCUGGGCAUGCUCAUGCUCAGGCAGGACAGAAUCCCGAACUACGCACCCUUUUCUUCCGUUUGGCAAUGCUUUCAUGA
Molecule: messenger RNA, 243 nt
Organism: Psilocybe cubensis
Lineage: Eukaryota; Fungi; Basidiomycota; Agaricomycetes; Agaricales; Agrocybaceae
Exons: 3
Coding region: 1-243 (80 amino acids)
Source: RefSeq, a predicted model, not a curated record